AUGGAAAAGAAGGGGUUGAUUAAAGAAGAUGGACUCUUAACACAUCCGCGCCUCGUCGUGCUCUUCGCGCUUGGCCUGGGCCUAAUCUUCAUGGACCCAUUCCAUUUGGGCCCGCUCGGCGGGGUCGACUACCGGCCCGUAAGGCACGACAUUACACCCUACAGCAAGGUCAUGGAUCACUGGCCGAGGGACAACCGGAGCCGGCUGAGACUCGGAAGGCUCGAGUUCGUCGACGAGGUUUUCGGGCCCGAGUCCAUAGAGUUCGACCUGGUGGGCCGAGGCCCGUACGCGGGGUUGGCCGACGGCCGCGUCGUCCGGUGGCUGGGGGAGAGUGUUGGGUGGGAAACAUUUGCAGUUGUUAAUCCAAACUGGACCGAGAAAAUGUGCGCUAACGGAGUCGACUCGACGACCCCGAAGCAACAUCCGAAGGAGAAGUGGUGUGGCCGACCGCUCGGCCUAAGGUUCAAUAGAGAGACCGGCGAACUCUACAUAGCCGACGCCUAUUACGGGCUCAUGGUUGUCGGUCCCGACGGCGGUGUUGCAACUUCUGUAGCUACUUACGCAGAAGGAAGUCCAAUCCUUUUCGCGAACGACUUGGAUGUUCAUCGUAACGGCUCGAUUUUUUUCACCGACACAAGCGCUCGAUAUAAUAGAAGGGAUCACUUCUAUAUAUUACUAGAAGGAGAGGCCACAGGAAGGUUACUAAGGUAUGAUCCUGUAACUAUGACUACUCAUGUUGUGCUAAGGGGAUUGGUUUUUCCUAAUGGAGUACAAAUUUCGAAGGAUCAGAGGUUUCUCCUCUUCACAGAGACCACCAACUGCAGGAUCAUGAGAUAUUGGCUAGAGGGCCAAAGGGCCGGAGAGCUCGAAAACUUCGCCAACUUGCCGGGUUUUCCCGACAACGUGCGGAUAAACGAGAAGGGCCAAUUCUGGGUUGCGAUCGACUGCUGUCGGACGCCGAUCCAAGAGGUGCUCUCGCGCAAUCCGUGGCUGAGGAGUGUAUACUUCAGGUUACCGUUAAAGAUAAACAUUCUGGCGAAGAUGAUCGGAGCGAGGAUGUACACCGUCGCAUCUCUCUUCGACGAGGAAGGGAAGAUCGUCGAGGUGCUCGAAGAUCGGCGAGGCGAGGUGAUGAAGCUGGUGAGUGAAGUUAGGGAGGUAGAUGGCAAGUUGUGGAUUGGAACAGUUGCUCAUAAUCACAUAGCUACUCUUCCUUACCCACUGGAUUAAGGUAAUAAGAACUUAUAUAUGUUUGGGCAUUUGAAUUGUAUGCACUAAUUUGUACUUCCCUAAUUUGUAGCUAAAGCUACACUAAUUUCUCCUUUGUAAACAUUUAA
Ananas comosus (pineapple) is the source of this 1337-nucleotide messenger RNA. RefSeq names its product protein STRICTOSIDINE SYNTHASE-LIKE 13. Bases 1 to 1230 code for a protein of 409 amino acids. Gene Ontology annotation, molecular function: strictosidine synthase activity. Gene Ontology annotation, biological process: biosynthetic process. The record is from RefSeq and is a predicted model, not a curated record. Lineage: Eukaryota; Viridiplantae; Streptophyta; Magnoliopsida; Poales; Bromeliaceae. The transcript has 4 exons.